Messenger RNA from Lactuca virosa, 255 nucleotides. The record is from the annotation of a GenBank genome assembly. Lineage: Eukaryota; Viridiplantae; Streptophyta; Magnoliopsida; Asterales; Asteraceae.
AUGGGACAAAUGGUGACAAUUUACAGUUUUUGUGGUUUUAUCACAGAUGAAGGUCUUCCUGAGCUUCGAGAGGCAUUAACUAAAAAGUUGCGUGAAGAAAAUAAGUUAACAAAAUCCUCAGUGAUGGUAACUACAGGGGCAAAUCGGAUGUUUGGCAUGAAUAUCAUUAUAACUACAUCCAUUGCAAUGUUUGUUUCACGAAACAGGAAUGAAAAACUGAUCACUAGACCCACAGUAUUUACAGUUAUUGACUGA